CUUUUUAAUGAGACUUGUUACUAAUAUUUUGUUUUCUAAUAUAAACGAAUCAUUAAAACCUUCAUGUACGAUAGACUUAAGAAAAAAGAGUUUGAUGACUACCACCCACCAUUGGACGUAACCCUCUGUCUCUAAAUGGGACCAUCAUUUACUAAAUGAAUCAUGCUGUAUUGACUAAGACUUGAAACUAGCAAUUAAGAUUAUAGAUCAGGUCAUAAAUCGGGGUCAUAAAUCACAGCUCCAAAUCAUGUCAUCGGCUCAAGAUGGCAGAGUUUCUUAUCUGGGAUAUUUUAUGAUUUGAUAAUUUAUGAGUGGUGGGAAGAAGUGGUAUCACUGGGUGAAGGUGACUUAAUCUGUGAAGUAUUUUAAGUGGUCGGCAAGACCAGGAAAGGUUUAUUUAAAUACUGUCGUUUUACUGUAAGAGGUAGCAUUGAUUUCUUCCUCUCACAUUUUUUUGUUUACACAGUAUUUCCACACAUAUUCUGGUUUCUCACAAAAGACAAAGCAAAUAUUGUGACGUUUAUUAUUUAGAUAAAUCCCCUGUUUUGACAUCUCCUGUAAGAUUUAACCCCUCAGUGGUUUCUGUCAACCAUUAAUCUCAUGUACAGGAGGAGCUCAUGGCUUAAACUAGGAAAAUAAAAUGAGGAUUGUAUAAAAGGGGGAAUUUUACUUAAAAUUGUGAAAGUUAUUACCUAUAUCAUCUUCAUCCAAACUCAUAUCAAGUUACAGUAUGUGUGAAAGCAGCAAUAUCCCAGAAGAACAUGUAUGAGUACGUGCUUCUAGAAUAAGGAUAUUCUGCCGUCCACUCUUCAUAAGAGGUAAUACUCAGUAACACAAGCUUUUGAGCAUCAAAUCUCCCAUUGAGUAAAGUGGCCAAACUAGCUGGGCUGGGUGCAAAGUGGGAGGCGACCGGGCAGCAUCAGGAUGGGCUGAGCUUCACCUUGUGUCAAAAGAGAGGAGCGCAGAGAGGAGAGCCAGGUGAAGAUGUGAGAACAGAGUGAGAGGGAGGAGACGCAGGAGAUGAAAGAGUGAGAGACUUGCCCUCAACCAACUCGAGUCGAAGUCUUUAAUGAGAGUUUGUGAAACGUUUCUGCGACAAUCAUGGCUACCACCUGGAGAUUUGCACUGUUUCUGUGCGUGAUGCUGCUGGGGUCUGGAGGCCCGAGCCUGGCCAGUGAGGAGCCAGGGACCACGGCGCCCAGCGGUGGUCACGGGGUCGUCCCAAGCUCAGGUCCGGCCCCUGGUCAUGGAGACACUGGUGAUGGUCACGGCGGGGAGCCCAUCACCACCCUGCCAAUUGUGACCUGGAAGUGGCACCAUGUCUCCACCCCGUACAUGGUGGCUCUGUGGAUCCUGGUCAGCUGGCUCUGCAAAAUCAUCAUCGAGGCCAACCACCAUGUGACCAGCGUGAUCCCCGAGAGCGCCCUGCUCAUCUGCUUCGGCUUCAUCCUGGGCGGGAUGAUCUGGGGCGCCGACAUGCAGCAGACGUUCAAACUGACCCCGACGGUCUUCUUCUUCUACCUGCUGCCUCAAGUCAUCCUGGACGCGGGCUACACCAUGCCCAACAAGCUCUUCUUCAGCAACAUGGGGGCCAUCUUGAUCUACGCCAUCAUCGGGACCUGCUGGAACGCCGCCAGCGUGGGGCUGUCGCUGUGGGGGUGUCACAUGGGAGGAGCCAUGGGCGACAUUGACAUCGGCCUGCUGCAGUAUCUUCUGUUCGGCAGUCUGAUCGCCGCCGUGGACCCCGUGGCCGUCAUCGCCGUGUUCGAGCAGGUGCACGUCAACGAGGUCCUCUUCAUCCUGGUGUUCGGAGAGUCGCUGCUCAACGACGGCGUGACCGUGGUGCUCUUCAAUGUAUUUGAUGCAUUUGUGUCACUGGGAGGACCCCAGAUCGACGCUGUGGAGAUCAUCAAAGGAAUUGUGUCCUUCUUCGUGGUGGCGUUCGGCGGUUCCCUCAUGGGCUUCCUGUUCGGCCUGCUGAUCUCUCUUCUGACCCGAUGGACUAAAAACAUCCAGAUCAUCGAGCCGGGCUUCGUCUUUAUCCUGGGGUACCUCUCCUACCUCACCGCUGAGAUGCUCUCCCUCUCUGCCAUCCUCUCGAUCGUCUUCUGUGGUAUUUGCUGCCAGAAGUACAUCAAUGCCAACAUGGACGAGAAGUCCGUCAACACGGUGAGAUUUGGAAUGAAGGUUCUCGCCAACGGAUCAGAAACCAUCAUCUUCGUCUUCCUCGGCAUCUCGGCCAUCGACAAGGAAAUCUGGGUGUGGAACACCGGCUUCAUCCUCCUCACGCUCCUCUUCAUCUUUGUGUUCAGGAUAAUCGGAGUCUUCUUCCUCACCUGGAUCCUGAACAAGUACCGGCUGGUCCCCGUAGGCUGGAUCGAUCAGGUGAUCAUGAGCUACGGUGGCCUGCGAGGGGCUGUGGCGUACGGCCUGGCUGUGAUGCUGGAUGAGAGCAAGAUAAAGGAGAAGAAUCUGAUGAUCAGCACGACUCUCAUUGUCGUCUACUUCACUGUCAUUCUUCAGGGAAUCACCAUGAAGCCUCUGGUCACAUGGCUGAAAGUGAAGAGAGCCAAGAUAGCUGAGCUCACACUCAUAGAAAAAGUGCAGAACAAGGUGUUUGAGCACUUGCUCGUCGCCAUUGAAGACAUAUCUGGACAAAUUGGACACAACUACAUGAGGGACAAGUGGAAACAUUUCGAGGACAAGUGGAUGACGGGGUUGUUGAUGAAGCCGUCGGCGAGGAAGAACCGCGACAACGUCUUCAGCAUCUUCCACCAGCUGAACCUCAAGGACGCCAUGAGCUACGUGGCCGAGGGCGAGCGCAGGGGCUCACUGGAGUUCAUCCGCAACGACAACUCCUACGUCGACUUCAAGAAGAAGUUUGGCGAGGAAUUCUCAGAGGUGAUGCCGGACAUCAUGGCCGACAUGAGGGACGACCGCAGCGGUGUGUCCGACAUGAGAAGAGACCCUGUGCCAUCAGUGAGCCUGGACAUGCACGAGCAGACCAUGAAGGGAGUGAGGGAAACCGAGGGCGUCAACACUCAUCACCUGCUGCAGCAGCAUCUGUACAAAGGCAGGAAACAGCACAGACACAGGUACAGCCGGAGCCAUUUCAACGUCAACGUGGAUGAGGACGAGGUGCAGGAGAUCUUCCAGAGGACGAUGAGGAGCCGUCUGGAGUCCUUCAAGUCUGCAAAGAUGGGCGUCGCCCCAUCAAGCAGAAAGCACAAGCAGAAAGAUCAGCAGCAAAAGAUGUCGAAUGGAAAAUCCCUGGACAAAGAUUUUGAGUUCCCCUCAGAAGGAGACGAGGCCUCUGGCUACAACCGAUCCAGACAUUCAUUCCCCAUGAGGGCCACCUACAGAGCAGGAGCUGGGAUCGAGAACCCGGCCUUCAUGCCGGACCUGGACCCCAUGUCCACGGUGCAGAUCCCCCCCUGGCUGGGGGAGGUGGAGCUGGACAGUGGCACGGUGGCUCCUUCGCAGAGAGCCCAGGUGAGGCUGCCGUGGACGCCCAGCAACCUGCGGCGCCUGGCUCCUCUUCGCACCAGCACCCGCUCCACCGACUCCUUCAUGCUGGCCGACACUCCGGUCCCGCAGCAGUGGAGCAACCUGCCUCCACCUCCACCUCCGCCUCCUUCCGACAGUCCCGACGGCCAAAAGUAGCAGCAUCCUCACCCCCCCUCCUCUUCUCCUUCCACAAACACAACCUAACCUCAGACUUUGCACCUUCUUCUUCUCUUAAACUAUUGACUAGAGAAUGUUUUUCUUUUCUGUGCCAUCGUUAAAUCUCCACGUUCACACUCCCAUGACCUCUGUGCUCUGCUCUUGUUGCUCUAGCGUCGCUCUUCACUGAGCAGAGGGGAGCUGCAGGUGAAGCCUGUUUGCACAGCGGCAGGUUAUGGAACAUGGUCACGUUGUAUUUUAAUAUCGUAAAUCAGUCCUGAAGAAAAACCUUUUAAAACGGAAUGAGAUGCAAAAAGCUUUAUCGAGCGCUGUAGAUAUUUAUUCAUUAUGUUGUUUAUACGUAUAAUAUAAAUUGGGUUUUAAUAAGAUAUAUAAAAUCAGCUUCAACUCUAAAAUCUGAAUGUUUGUUUGUGUUUCCUCGUGCAUCUCAGAACAGAACUUUGAAUUUUAAACUUGUAGAAAGAGACCAAUGUAAAAAUGUGACUUAUAGGACAAAGAUAUAUAUAUAUAUAUUUAUUCACAAAGGAAGUUUGUAAUGUGUUGUUUUCCAAAAUCUCUAAUCUGUGCACCUUCCAACAUUUGAUGUACUUGAACUGGAUGUGUUUUAAAAAUCAUGGAUUUAGCAAUAAAAACAAUAAAGUCAAUAUGUGAUCAUGAA
Pleuronectes platessa (European plaice) is the source of this 4342-nucleotide messenger RNA. RefSeq names its product sodium/hydrogen exchanger 3. Gene Ontology annotation, cellular component: apical plasma membrane; brush border membrane. Gene Ontology annotation, molecular function: sodium:proton antiporter activity. NCBI's taxonomy places the organism in Eukaryota, Metazoa, Chordata, Actinopteri, Pleuronectiformes, Pleuronectidae. The transcript has 16 exons. Bases 1102 to 3663 code for a protein of 853 amino acids. The record is from RefSeq and is a predicted model, not a curated record. Gene Ontology annotation, biological process: sodium ion transport; regulation of pH; proton transmembrane transport.